AUGCAAGAUGAAUUUGACAUUGAAGUUAAUUUUGAAUAAAAUAGUUCAAUGACAUUCGAAAUGUUUAAAUUGUUAAUAAAUAUUAGUGGCCAUAAUAGUGUUAGAUUUCCAAAAGCAGGAAUUAAAAUAAACAAUGAAGGAUUGACAACCACCAAUGGAGAAUAGAUACAAAAUACAUAGGAAUCGAUAACGCAUCAGUAAAUUAAGGUCGGGGAUGUCAUUGGAUAAGGAGUAUCAAGCUAUGUUUGCAGAGGAUUAUAUUUGCCUUACAAUUGUCAAGUAGCUUUGAAGAUAAUUAAUGUUUUCGAUAAGGACAAGAGACAUUAGAUGUUAAAUGAUCUAAGUACACUCUUAAAUGGUUGUGAAUGCGAAUAAUUGAUCAAGUUUUAUGGUGCAUAUUAUGAAGAAGGAACCAUAAGAUUGGUACUUGAAUAUAUGGAUCAAGGAUCAUUGCGAAGCAUUAUUCAAUAAAUCUAUAAGCAUAAUUUAAGUGAAUUAAUUAAUGAAUAAAUAAUUGCAACGAUAACUUAUAAUAUUCUCAUGGGAUUAUAAUAUUUGCAUUAGCAGAAGCAUUAACUUCACAGAGAUAUCAAACCAGAAAAUAUUCUCAUCAACAGUUUGGGAUAGAUAAAAUUGACAGAUUUUGGAAUUAGUAAAUAAUUGGAAAACACUAUAGCCAUAGCCAGAACUUUUGUAGGUACUUUGAUGUACAUGUCUCCGGAGAGAACUGAGGGGAAGAACUACUCCUACGCUUCAGACAUCUGGUCUUUGGGACUGAUUAUCUAUGAAAUGGCAACAGGGAAACAUCCAUACUCAGUCUCCAAUAAGCAAAUGACUUAUAUCCAAAUGAUUCAGAAUAUUCUGAAAUCGGAGUCACCAAAAUUGGAUAAUUAUCCAUAUAGUGUAGAAAUGAGGGAUUUUGUUAAUAUUUGGUAGGAUUUGAAUAUUGAUUUUAGUUUGAACAAGGAUCAAAGCAAACGAUUGGAUGCGCAGACUCUGUUGUAGCACAAUUGGAUUAUAAAAAAUGCUUAGAAUAGUCAAUAUGUGCAGAUGUGGAUAUUGCAGAAGGAUCAAAAGUUACAGUUAGUCCAACAAAAAUGA
Molecule: messenger RNA, 1101 nt
Organism: Paramecium tetraurelia
Lineage: Eukaryota; Ciliophora; Oligohymenophorea; Peniculida; Parameciidae
Exons: 4
Biological process (GO): protein phosphorylation; MAPK cascade
Molecular function (GO): ATP binding; MAP kinase kinase activity
Source: RefSeq, a predicted model, not a curated record